Molecule: messenger RNA, 1575 nt
Organism: Wallemia ichthyophaga EXF-994
Lineage: Eukaryota; Fungi; Basidiomycota; Wallemiomycetes; Wallemiales; Wallemiaceae
Product: Serine/threonine-protein kinase fray2
Exons: 3
Coding region: 1-1575 (524 amino acids)
Biological process (GO): protein phosphorylation
Molecular function (GO): ATP binding; protein kinase activity; protein serine/threonine kinase activator activity
Source: RefSeq, a predicted model, not a curated record
AUGGCCAGUUUGAAGAAUGGGAAAAAAGACGAGAAAGACGACACUGACACGCAUUUCAUCGGUGCUGAGAGUGAUCCAUGGCAGCUAUUCAGCAACGAAGCGGGGGACUAUACGAUGCUCAAUGCGAUAGGCUACGGUGCGAGUUCCGUUGUCCACGCCGCCAGAUUCCACGGUAAGGGUGAUCGCCCGCGAGCCAUGUGUGCCGUGAAGGUGAUAGAUGUGGAUAAUUUCAACCGACACACGCUCGAGCUGUUGAGGAGGGAGCUGCAGCUGCUGUCGCUGUCCAAGCACUCGCAGGUGCUCAGAGUGCGCGGUAUGUGGAUGGAUGGUCCCCGCCUGCACAUAGCCACGAGACUGAUGAAGGCUGGCUCGGUGCAGUCGAUCCUACGCGACGCUUACCCGCAUGGCUUCGACGAGGUCGUCAUCGCCACUAUCCUCAAACAGGCCCUGCUCGGUCUGCAGUAUCUCCACUCGAACGGCUUCGUCCACCGCGAUUUCAAGGCGGGCAAUCUCCUCGUCGACGAGGAUGGCACCGUGCUCGUAGGCGAUCUUGGCGUCGCUUCUAACUUGAAUGAACACGAUAAUUCAAACAAACCGCAUCACGCCUCAAGCAUCCCCUCGCAAGGCUAUCUCGGCAGAAGACAGUCGUUUGUUGGCACGCCCUGCUGGAUGGCCCCUGAGGUGGUCGAGAGGAAGCGUUACGAUGCAAAAGCUGAUAUAUGGUCGUUCGGUAUUACUGCUCUCGAAAUGACUCUGGGGACUCCCCCGAAAGCGAAGCUGCCGCCAGUGACUAUCCUGAUGAAGACGAUCCAUGAGGCAUCCCCGACGCUUGAACAGAACCAGCUGCACUCAAAGUCAUACAGCUACUCGGGGGGAAUGAAGAGAGUGGUAGACUGGUGUCUGCGCAAAGACCCCAACCAGCGACCGACAGCGACGGAGCUACUGGCUAGUCCGUGGUUCAACAGCAAGGCGAAGAAACCAAACUACCUCGUCACCACCAUUCUCAACGGCCUCGCACCGCUAACAGAGAGGAUCGAGGCUAAGCAGAACAAUUCACCGAAUAUGACGCGCUCAGACAGCUUCAAGUGGGAUUUCACUACGAUAAUGCAGACGAUUGGCGGAAGUAACAGUGCUGACCGGCGGAGACAGCUGCUCAACUACUCGUAUGGAGAACAUCCUGUGGAAGAUAGCGUUGAAUUGGAUUUCAAAGAUGUCGUUUCAGCAGAGGCGGAGAAGGCGGAGAGGGCAGACAAGAAGCAGACAGCAGAGACGGAGACAGAGACAGAGACAGAGACGGAGACAGGAAGGGACAGUCCAGAUUUUUCAACCAGCUCGUCGUACAAAGAUGGUAAUGUGCCAGCGAGUGUGCCCAAGAGUGUGCCUACGAACAUACCACAGAGCCAUUCACUGAGCAUAUCGCAGUCGUUCCCCCGCGCGAACACUCAUCACAAUAUACCACCAACCCCCCCACAAACAUCCGACACCCUAUCCAAAUCGCUCGAGGCAAAGCACGACAAGAAGGGUACGAGUACGUUGAAGACGCGUUUCAAUAAAGUGAUGAAUAAGAUGAAAUGA